Molecule: messenger RNA, 1491 nt
Organism: Mobula hypostoma (lesser devil ray)
Lineage: Eukaryota; Metazoa; Chordata; Chondrichthyes; Myliobatiformes; Myliobatidae
Gene: cmc2
Product: C-x(9)-C motif containing 2
Exons: 4
Coding region: 126-353 (75 amino acids)
Cellular component (GO): mitochondrion
Source: RefSeq, a predicted model, not a curated record
CAAAAGCAAAACGUUGCUUCCUGUCUUGCUGGGUCCAAGAGCAGUUUUUGAUAGAAGCAGGAAGAUUUUUAACUCCUGGUAUCAUUAUAAAGGAUCAACUUCCUGCCUUGCGACUGUAAACAGAUAUGCACCCUGACCUUUCACCACACCUGCAUACAGAUGAGUGUAACAUUCUCAUUCAACGCCUUCAGCAGUGCCAUAAAGAACACAGCUUCAUGAAGUUUCUGGGGAAAUGUAAUGACAUAGACCGAGAGAUGAGACAUUGCUUAAGUGCAGAGCUGCAAGCCAAGAGAGCCAAAAGCAGAGAGCACGCUGCAAGGAUGCAAAAGCGGAUUAGGGAGGCUUCUGAGUGACUUUCCCCUUGGGAUGUGCAUCCAAAGCUGGACAGAGAACUGACUUCAAAACACACCUGAGCACUGGAGAUUCACAGAAACUGUUGUCAUGUUCUGUUCCUGUUUGCCAACUCAUGGAAUUAGUCCAAUUUUCAUCAUUUAUACCCAACCUCAUUGGCUUAUUGUCACUGGAUUGUUACAAGACUUGAGUGCUAAAGAUGAUUAAACUCUAUAGACUUUAUACUGUGUCAGUGAAAUGUAAGAUCACUCAUGUUUUAAGUCAAGAAUUUUUGGUAAGGCACUGAUCCACUCUCAGUAGUCCGGUUCUGCCACCUGCUGGAGAGUGUGUGUGUUACAGGAGAAAGAUUCCUGUGCCACAUUGGCAACAUUUUGCUGUUUCUCGUAGUCUUUCGUAGUAGUCUUAUGCUGAUGCCACUACACCACCGGCUGGCUAUUUAUAUUACUAUUCUAUAAUGAAAUCUAUAAAUCUUGGGUGUGAAAUUUUCAUCAUUUCAUUGUCUUUUAUAGGGAAAAGUUUUCUUGUGAAGCAGGGCUUCUUUUAUGACACUCCUUCAGCCUCGUUCUAAUUUUAAGGAUCUUACUCUGACCCGUCACACCGGAGAAAUAUAAUUUCUCUCUCUACCUUCUGUGAUUGCAUCUAAACUUGCCGGACUCUGCAUUGCUCUCAUAAUCCCACUGCAGUUCCCUCUGAAGGUCCUACCCAAUCACAUAAACUGUUUACACUAUCAAAUACUUUAUUUAAAUGCCUCAAUAAGGUAGAUUGUCCUUUCUCCCUAAAUUGUAGGGGUUCCCAGCCUGGGAUUUACAGACCCUUGAUUAAUAGUAAGGCUCACUGGCAUCAAAAGGGUUGGGAACCUCGGCCCUAGAAUGUACAUUGUUGAUUUUAAUCUGGGGCUGGAUAAGAAUUCUCCUUAUGAAGAUUAAAAUCCACCUUGUAACAUGAUGUGUGUUUUCUUUCCACUUUUCCCACCUGUAGAAGAGUCUGUUGUCUCUACAUUGGUCUCAAAAGCCAUCUGAGAACUUACAAAGUACAGGUCAUUCUCGAUCACGAUGAACUGCUGAAGAUGAGAGGGUUGUUGUGGCUGUAGAUACACCAAAGGUCAAAGUAAAUGUCACCUUAUACUACCCUGAGAUUCAU